Molecule: messenger RNA, 326 nt
Organism: Cylicostephanus goldi
Lineage: Eukaryota; Metazoa; Nematoda; Chromadorea; Rhabditida; Strongylidae
Source: the annotation of a GenBank genome assembly
UUGAAUUCAGGCUUUGGAAAUGUUCUUCGCCAUGUCACGUUCUUAAAGAUCCAAGAUUGGGUGAACGGGAAGGAAGGUAACAUUCGAGCGCUAUUGGCCUCUCUCAGUGAUGUGUUAUGGGAAGGAGCUGAGCAAUGGCAACAUUACUGUAUGGCAGAUUUACUCAGUGAGAAUCAAGUCAAGAAAUGUUACCAUCGAGCAUGCCUGUUGGUGCAUCCCGAUAAACAUGUCGGACAGGAUCACGAAGAGCUUGCAAGAGCUAUAUUUACAGAACUCAACGAAGCUUGGAACGUUUUUGUGCAGAAUAGUCGCUUCUCAAAGUGAUU